Callorhinchus milii (elephant shark) is the source of this 429-nucleotide messenger RNA. RefSeq names its product ribosomal protein L34 (gene rpl34). Lineage: Eukaryota; Metazoa; Chordata; Chondrichthyes; Chimaeriformes; Callorhinchidae. The record is from RefSeq and is marked provisional. Gene Ontology annotation, molecular function: structural constituent of ribosome. Gene Ontology annotation, cellular component: ribosome. Gene Ontology annotation, biological process: translation.
UUUCCGGUGACGUCGGCGAGCAGACAUAAAAGAUGGUUCAGCGCCUGACGUACCGUCGUAGGUUGUCCUACAACACAGCCUCCAACAAGAAAAGACUGUCCCGUACCCCUGGUAAUCGCAUUGUGUUUCUGUACACCAAGAAGGUUGGCAAGGCCCCAAAGUCUGCAUGUGGUAUUUGUCCUGGAAGACUCCGGGGUAUCCGUGCAGUUAGACCGAAGGUCCUGAUGAGGCUGUCAAAGACCAAGAAACACGUCAGCAGGGCUUAUGGUGGAUCCAUGUGUGCCAAAUGUGUGCGCGACAGAAUUAAACGUGCAUUCCUCAUUGAGGAACAGAAGAUUGUUGUGAAGGUUCUGAAGGCACAAGCACAAAGCCAGAAGUCAAAGUGAAUUGUCUAAAUUUAUUUGUACUCUUGGAAAUAAAGAACUCACU